AUGCAAGCUAGCACACCCAAACGGUACUCUAAACAAUUACAUCAAGAUGGUAAUCAAAGACCUAAUUUAAACUUAGCUGCACAAGACUUGGGCGAUCCAAGUAAACCUAAAUCCAUUUUAUUAGCAACUAAUCAGACUCCAAAGAAGGAAAACUUGUCUGUUCGAUUCGAAGAUUCAUUUCAACGGCAAGUAAGAAAAUCGCCUAGUCACACCAGUCGUGCAACGCAGCAUGAAUGGAUUUCCUCAUUGAUGGAUAAUUCCCGUAACAUAAACGAAGAGGACCCUUGUGAAUCAAACUUUAAAGACAUUUUAGAAUUCCGUAGAGUUAAUAGGGAGGAAUGUGAAUGCGACAUUGAAAGAAUGCGCGAGCUAGAAUUAGGACUAUCUCAAUCAGCCCAUUUGCUUCCGCAAGAUGACUCAUUGCCUAAACGAAAAAUUCAUCACUAUUACGUCAAUGAUAGACUUUUUCUAGAGCCAGUCUAUAUUGAUAAUGAAGGUUAUCACGAAACAGGAACACCCUCAUAUCUAGAUAAUAUACGGGUUACAUUACGACAUUCCAUCCUUGAACCACAAGACAAAGUUAAACCACAUAGGAGAAACAGCUUCGAUCCAAGGGAUUCAAUGAGUUUAUCCCAACAUUGCUUAGCAGGUUGGAAAAGCUCCAAGCUAAAUAUCACACAAUCGUCAUCACCGAUGGAUCUACGCUCUGCUGCAAAUCAACCUUUCAUAAGAACGCGCAUGCAACCAGUACAAAAUGAGAAAGCAAGCAAAGUCCCAUCGAAUAGUACGAAAGAUUUAAUAGAUCGCAUGCACGCGAUAAACUAUACCAUGCAGUUAUUAGAAAAAGAGCAGCAGUCACUCGGAGAUGUAUAA
Molecule: messenger RNA, 873 nt
Organism: Trichoplax adhaerens
Lineage: Eukaryota; Metazoa; Placozoa; Uniplacotomia; Trichoplacea; Trichoplacidae
Exons: 7
Coding region: 1-873 (290 amino acids)
Biological process (GO): negative regulation of cell migration; negative regulation of G2/M transition of mitotic cell cycle
Source: RefSeq, a predicted model, not a curated record